ACGUUGACGUCUCCACACCAGGAAGUCGACACGAGGGGUGCUUGAAGUGGAAGAAAACCAGCUGACGUCGACUUGACAGAAGAAGCAAAACAAUGACAAGCGCUAUAGUUUGUUUAAAAGUGGAUUUGAUGAUACAAUCAGCGCAAUCCUGAGUGAACUGAGAAACCACCGCAGCAAGGAGUGUUGUCAGGAUGGCGGGAGUAUUCGACAUCGACUUGGAUACUGAAGACGUCACUGACACUGAGGAUGAGAGUUGUGAUGGCACCGUGACAGAGCCAGAUGAUGUACAGAAAGAGGAGGUGGUGCUGACCAGUGAAUGUGUCAACAGAGACAGCGAGAGAGUCGGACCUGAUUUUUUUGAGCUUCUCACUGUGCUUGGAAAAGGUGCCUAUGGCAAAGUUUUCCAGGUGAGGAAAGUUCAAGGUGCCCUGUCAGGAAAAAUAUUUGCCAUGAAAGUUCUGAGAAAGGCUAAGAUAGUGUGUAAUGCUAAAGACACUGCCCAUACACGUGCUGAAAGGGACAUCCUAGAGACAGUGAGACAUCCUUUCAUUGUGGAUCUCCUCUACGCCUUCCAGACUGGUGGAAAACUCUACCUUAUUCUAGAGUAUUUAAGUGGAGGGGAACUUUUCAUGCAAUUGGAGAAGGAAGGCAUCUUCAUGGAGGACACGGCUUGUUUCUAUCUAGGAGAGAUCACACUUGCUCUUGGUCACCUCCACUCUAAUGGGAUUAUUUACAGAGACCUCAAACCUGAGAACAUCAUGCUGAAUCAUCAAGGACACAUCAAGCUAACUGACUUUGGUCUCUGCAAGGAGUCCAUUCAUGAUGGAAGCGUCACACACACAUUCUGUGGCACCAUAGAGUACAUGGCUCCUGAGAUCCUGACACGGUCAGGCCACAACAGAGUAGUAGACUGGUGGAGCCUUGGCUGCCUGAUGUAUGACAUGAUGACUGGAUCGCCUCCAUUUACAGCAGAAAACCGAAAAAAGACCAUUGAUAAGAUCUUGAAAUGUAAACUCAAUCUUCCUCCGUAUCUGACCAUCGAUGCCAAGGACCUCAUCAAAAAGUUGUUGAAGAAGAAUCCAGCCCAAAGGCUUGGCUCCAGCAAAACAGACUAUGCUGAUAUUCAAAGACAUCCAUUCUUCAAACAAAUGAAGUGGGAUGACCUGCUGAACAAGAGAGUGGAGCCACCGUACAAGCCAGAGCUGCAGUCAGAUGAAGACGUGAGCCAGUUUGACACCAGGUUCACGAGGCAGACGCCAGUGGACAGUCCUGACGAUACCUCACUCAACCAGAGUGCAGCGCUCACAUUUGCUGGUUUCACUUAUGUGGCUCCUUCAGUCCUCGACAGUUUAAAAGAAGGUUUCUCCUUUGAGCCCCGAAUUAGACCUGUUCGCCGACACAACAGUUGCCCAUGCACACCCGUCAGUCCUUCGACAUUUUCACCUGCUGGGCCCUUUAAGUCAAACAUUGAUGGAGAGCCAGGACUACAUUCUCCUACAUCUGACUCAGAAGCUCCAGCUUCUGUGCCUGUGGAGAAUGGAUGUGCUAGUCAGCCUAUCAGUACUCCUGCCAGGAACAAGAAGGAAGAGGGACACCACAGAUAAGGGCCUGCACUUCCAGACAUGACCAGGUUGCUCCUUUUCUGUUGUGCUUGGAGUGGUAUUGUGUGUGUUUACUGGCACAAGGGCUUUGCUUUUACUGAUCAAAAAUAAGUUCAGUAUAUCUGCCUUUUAAAUAUUUGAAACAAUUUCUGAAGUCAUUUGAUGUGUGUGACUGUGGACUUAAUGAAUGUAAAGUGCUUUGGGUGUCUGGACAGUAAAUCCCAUUAUUAUUAUUAUUAUUAUUAUAAUUGAUAGGAAAUACUAUUUAUGGGUACAUUGGAUUUUUGUUGAACAUUUCUUGAAACAUUUAGGCAGUUGACAGUUUGAGUUAUUAUAUUUUUGAUGGUGUGAUAUAAGUAAUUUGGAUGUAGCUGGUUGAUAAAGACCGAUAUGAUAGGCUGACACCGGGAUGAGGAUGGAGCGUGUGACAAUUUUUCCAAGCAAAAUGACAAAGCGAUCACAUCAUCAUAUAAGCCAUUUCUGGGUGCAGAACCCGAUGACUGGGGAGAAAUUGUACCUUUUAUAUAAAUUUAUUAAGACGUCACACGACUUGAUAGCAGAUUUGAUCCUAUGUCCAAUGGCAAUGUUGCAUAAUGUCAUUUAAGUAUUAUCUUGCUUUACAAAUCAUAUACCAGUUGUAAUGCAAAAUAAUCAGACACAUACAGUAUACUAGGGGUGUCCCGAUACAAGUUUUUCACGAUAUCGAUAUUGCAGCCUUGAAUAUCAGCCGAUACUGAUAUCGAUCCGAUAGCAACACAAAUUAUACAUACUUUUUAGCAUUUAUUUUGUAGUGUGGAAUAUUAUAAAAACACGACUCAGACAUACUUGUAUGACAUUUCUUGUAGUGUGCAAUGUUAGAAAAGGUUUGGGUCAAGUUAUAUUACUCACAGGAGGUAUGAGGAAAAACUCACCCAUUAACUUCUUUCAUGCAUGUGGGGUAUAGUUUCAUCCACAGUAGUGGCAACUAAGCAUACUAUAGCGAGGUUCGAGAAGCUCAACGAAACGUUUAAACCCAACACUACUCAACGCCGACAGGGAUUCCGCUCAUUUCUGUUCUAACUAAUGACUCUAUGCCUUCCCAUGGGAGUUUCGCCGUGUGAUGCCGCUUCAUAUUUGAGUUUGGUCGCAUUAAACUUCCCCAGUUUGUGCCACCACGGUAACCUUGUGCGUCAUGCACACGUGUGCACUCAGCUGCAACGUCUGACAUUACUGACAUUACUCCUGCCCCUUGCUACUGUGUCAUCACGCUAGCAAAUACUUGUUGUGGUCACAUUGACUCUAUCUGGUCGCUGCUGGGGCGGAGUCUGGAAUCGACUGCUCGUAUCUGAGUUCCCCUGUAAGACAUUGGAGAUGUAGGCUGAUUAUAAUUUUAUUUUUUUCUUUUGUUUUCUGAUAUCGGCCCGAUAUCAGUAUCGGAACGGGACAUCCCUAACAUACACUUAAUGAAGACAUACACAGCAGCCAGUAUCCUGUUCUAUAAGGUACAAUAUUUGCGAUGCAUGAACAAUGUUUUUUUCCCUCAUAAAUGUCAACAUAUUUGCUACAGUGUUAUAAAAUGUCUGGAUAUGAUGUUAAUUGUAUUCAGUUCUAUUUUAUUUGUAUACAUUGACUUUUAAGAACGAUGUAUAGGGUGCUGUCUCUUGACUAAUUAAUGGAAAAUAUGGAGAUUUUGUUUUGGGAUUUGUUGUUUUUUGUGUGUGUGGCUUGCCAUUGAAUUAAAACAUGUUACUACAAUUUUGUUCUGCUCAGAUUUUCUCUGUGAAUUUUCCAAAUGUACAAAGUUGAUGUUGAGAUGUCAAAGAUGUAAUUUGCUUAAUGAAUUUUGAAAAAUGUCAUCAAACUUUGAGCAGAUACCUUCUUCA
Molecule: messenger RNA, 3463 nt
Organism: Dunckerocampus dactyliophorus (ringed pipefish)
Lineage: Eukaryota; Metazoa; Chordata; Actinopteri; Syngnathiformes; Syngnathidae
Product: ribosomal protein S6 kinase beta-2-like
Exons: 16
Coding region: 192-1604 (470 amino acids)
Biological process (GO): signal transduction; protein phosphorylation
Molecular function (GO): protein serine/threonine kinase activity; ATP binding
Source: RefSeq, a predicted model, not a curated record